GAGAAAAUGAAUUGGUCAAAGACUUUUUCAUUGUUAUGCCUGCUGGUGCUCAGCACCCAAGCACUCCUUGUCGUGGAGGCAGCUCGUUCUCCUUGGGAAAGCACACAACUGGCAGAAAGUUUCCUUAACAGCUUUCUUAGAGCGAUUGCAAGAAGUGGUGCAUUUUCUUCUAACCAGUUAGAUGAUAUGUCCACUAUUGGUGAAACCCUUACAACUUCAAUUGAAAAAUUUGCUAGCAGCAGUAAAACUUCUAAAGCAAAAUUGCAAGCCUUGGACAUGGCAUUUGCUUCAUCUAUGGCAGAAAUCGCUGUGGCGGAGGAAGGGGGUCUUAGUAUUAACGAAAAAACUGAAGCAAUUGGAAAUGCUCUAAAAACUGCGUUUUUAGAAACAACAGGUAGAAUAAAUGCACAGUUUGUUUCCGAAAUCAAAAGUUUGAUUUUCCUGAUUGCUCAAGCAACAUCAAAUGAAAUUACAAGUGCAUCAACAACUGGAGCAACAGGUUACGGAACACCAGGACAAGGAGGAACGUAUGCUUCUGUAAGCAUAGCCGGAUCUUACAGCCAAACUCCUCAAAGACCACAAACAACGGGACAAGAACCAUCACCUCAAGGCCAAUUCGGUCCUGGACCUCAAGGGGCUGCAUUCAGUUCCGUAUCUACCUAUGGACCUGGACCACAAGGACCAUCGGAACCUGGACCACAGACACCAUUACUACAAGGGCCAUCUGGCCCCGGAUUGCAAAUAUCGGGACCAUCUGUAGGCAUUCUAUCAUAUGGACCUGGUCCACAAGGGCCAUCUGGACCUAUUCCACAGGAAUCAUUUUCUGAAGGACCAUCCAGUCCUGCAAGUCAGGGACCUUCUGUAAGCUCCAUAUCGUUCUUCGGACCAGAACCUAAAGGGCCAGCAGCACCUGGACCGCAGGUGCCAUUACCACAAGGUCCAUCCGGAACUGGACCCCAAGGGCCUACUUUCAGCUCCGUAUCGGCCUAUGGACCCGGACCACAAGGAUCAUUGGGAUCUGAACCACAUGCUCCAUCACCUCAAGGUCCAUCCAGUCCUGGCCCUCAAGGACCUACUGUGAGUUCCAUAUCGUUCUUCGGACCAGGACCAUCAGGACCUGGACCACAGGCUCCAUCACCUCAAGGACCAUCUGGACUAGGAACACAAGGUCCAGAACCAUCUGCAAGUGUUCUUACAUCAUAUGGACCUGGUCCACAAGGACCAUUAAAGGGACCAUCUGCUCAAGGUCCAUAUAUCCCCAAAUCUCAAGGACCUGCUGUGAGUUCCGUAUCGUUCUUCGGACCAGGACCAUCUGGACCUAGUCCACAGGGACCAAUUCCUCAAGGUCCAUCUAGCUCAGUACCUCAAGGACCUGCUGUGAGCUCCGUAUCUUUCUUAGGACCCGGACCACAAGGACCAUCUCGACCUAGUCCACAGGGACCAACUCCUCAAGGUCCACCUGGCCCAGGACCUCAAGGACCUGCCGUGAGCUCCAUGUUUUUCUUAGGACCAGAACCAUCUGGACCUAGUCCACAGGGACCAACUCCUCAAGCUCCAUCUAUACCAGGACCUCAAGGACCUGCUGUGAGCUCCGUAUCGUUCUUCGGACCCGGACCACAAGGACCAUCUGUACCUAGUCCACAGGGACCAAUUCCUCAAGGUCCAUCUGGCCCAGUAGCUCAAGCACCUGCUGUGAGCUCCGAGUCUUUCUUCGGACCCGGACCACAACGACCAUCUCGACCUAGUCCACAGGGACAAAUUCCUCAAGCUCCAUCUCGCCCAGGACCACAAGGACCUGCUGUGAGCUCCGUUUCUUUCUUCGGACCCGGACCACAAGGACCAUCUCGACCUAGUCCACAGGGACCAAUUCCUCAAGGUCCUUCUGGCCCAGGCCCUCAAGGAGAUGCUGUGAGAUCCGUAUCUUUCUCUCGACCCGGACCACAAGGACCAUCUCGCCCUAGUCCACAGGGACCAAUUCCUCAAGGUCCAUCUGGCCUGGGACGUCAAGGACCUGCUGUUAGCUCCGUAUCGUUCUUCGGACCCGGACCACAAGGACCAUCUCGACCUAGUCCACAGGGACCAACUCCUCAAGGUCCACCUGGCCCAGGACCUCAAGGACCUGCCGUGAGCUCCAUGUUUUUCUUAGGACCAGAACCAUCUGGACCUAGUCCACAGGGACCAACUCCUCAAGCUCCAUCUAUACCAGGACCUCAAGGACCUGCUGUGAGCUCCGUAUCGUUCUUCGGACCCGGACCACAAGGACCAUCUGUACCUAGUCCACAGGGACCAAUUCCUCAAGGUCCAUCUGGCCCAGUAGCUCAAGCACCUGCUGUGAGCUCCGAGUCUUUCUUCGGACCCGGACCACAACGACCAUCUCGACCUAGUCCACAGGGACAAAUUCCUCAAGCUCCAUCUCGCCCAGGACCACAAGGACCUGCUGUGAGCUCCGUUUCUUUCUUCGGACCCGGACCACAAGGACCAUCUCGACCUAGUCCACAGGGACCAAUUCCUCAAGGUCCUUCUGGCCCAGGCCCUCAAGGAGAUGCUGUGAGAUCCGUAUCUUUCUCUCGACCCGGACCACAAGGACCAUCUCGCCCUAGUCCACAGGGACCAAUUCCUCAAGGUCCAUCUGGCCUGGGACGUCAAGGACCUGCUGUUAGCUCCGUAUCGUUCUUCGGACCCGGGCCACAAGGAUCAUCUGGACCUAGUCCAAAGGGACCAAUUCCUCAAGGUCCAUCUAUAACAGGACCUCAAGGACCUGCCGUCAGCUCCGUUUCGUUCUUUGGUCCCGGACCGCAAGGACCAUCUGGACCUAGUCCACAGGGACCAGCUCCUCAAGGUCCAUCUAGCCCAGGACCUCAAGGACCUGCUGUCAGUUCCGUAUCGUUCUUCAUACCCGGACCAAAAGGACCAUCUGGACUUAGUCCACAGGGACCAGCUCCUCAAGGUCCAUCUAGCCCAGGACCUCAAGGACCUGCUGUCAGUUCCGUAUCGUUCUUCAUACCCGGACCACAAGGACCAUCUGGACCUAGUCCACAGGGACCAAUUCCUCAAGGUCCAUCAGGCCCAGGACCUCAAGGACCUGCUGUGAGCUCCGUAUCAUUCUUCGGACCAGGACCACAAGGACCAUCUAGACGUAGUCCACAGGGACCAAUUCCUGAAGGUCCAUCUGUCCUAGGACCUCAAGGACCUGCUGUGAGCUCCGCAUCUUUCUUCGUACCUGGACCACAAAGACAAUCUGUAACUAGUCCACAGGGACCAAUUCCUCAAGGCCCCUCCGACUCAGGACCUCAAGGAUCUGUUGUCAGCACCGUAUCUUUCUCUGGACCCGGACCACAAGGACCAUCUGGACCUAGUCCACAGGGACCAGCUCCUCAAGGUCCAUCUAGCCCAGGACCUCAAGGACCUGCUGUGAGCUCCGUAUCUUUAUUCGUGCCCGGACCACAAGGACCAUCUGUACCUAGUCCACAGAGACCAAUUCCUCAAGGUCCAUCAGGCCCAGGACCUCAAGGACCUGCUGUGAGCUCCGUAUCAUUGUUCGGACCAGGACCACAAGGACCAUCUAGACCUAGUCCACAGGGACCAUUUCCUCAAGGUCCAUCUGGCCUAGGACCUCAAGGACCUGCUGUGAGCUCCGCAUCUUUCUUCGUACCUGGACCACAAGGACCAUCUGUACCUAGUUCACAGGGACCAAUUCCUCAAGGCCCAUCCGACUCAGGACCUCAAGGAUCUGUUGUCAGCACCGUAUCUUUCUCUGGACCCGGACCACAAGGACCAUCUGUAUCUAGUCCACAGGGACCAGCUCCUCAAGGUCCAUCUAGCCCAGGACCUCAAGGACCUGCUGUCAGUUCCGUAUCGUUCUUCAUACCCGGACCACAAGGACCAUCUGGACCUAGUCCACAGGGACCAAUUCCUCAAGGUCCAUCACGCCCAGGACCUCAAGGACCUGGUGUGAGCUCCGAAUCAUUCUUCGGUCGAGGACCACAAGGACCAUCUAGACCUAGUCAACAGGGACCAAUUCCUCAAGGUCCAUCUGGCCCAGUACCUCAAGGACCUGCUAUGAGCUCCGUUUCUUUCUUCGGACCCGGACCACAAGGACCAUCUCGACCUAGUCCACAGGGACCAAUUCCUCAAGGUCCAUCUAGCCCAGAACCUCAAGGACCUGCUGUGAGUUCCGUAUCGUUCUUCGGACCCGGACCACAAGGACCAUCUGGACCUAGUCCACAGGGACCAACUCCUCAAGGUCCAUUUAGCCCAGGACCUCAAGGACCUGCUAUCAGUUCCGUAUCGAUCUUCGGACCCAGACCACAAUUACCAUCUGGACCUAGUCCACAGAGACCAAUUCCUCAAGGUCCAUCAGGCUCAGGGCCUCAAGGACCUGCUGUGAGUUCCGUAUCGUUCUUCGGACCCGGACCACAAGGACCAUCUGGACCUAGUCCACAGGGACCAACUCCUCAAGGUCCAUUUAGCCCAGGACCUCAAGGACCUGCUAUCAGUUCCGUAUCGAUCUUCGGACCCAGACCACAAUUACCAUCUGGACCUAGUCCACAGAGACCAAUUCCUCAAGGUCCAUCAGUCUCAGGGCCUCAAGGACCUGUUGUAAGCUCCGUAUCAUUCUUCGGAACCGUACAACAAGGACCAUCUGGACCUAGUCCACAGGGACCAAUUCCUCAAGGUCCAUCUAGAGCAGGACCUCAAGGAGCUGCUGUGAGCUCCGUAUCGCUCCUCGGACCUAGAUCACAAUUACCAUCUGAAUCUAGUCCACAGGGACCAACUCAAGUUGCAUCAGGACCAGGACCUCAAGGACCUGCUGUGAGCUCUUUGUCGAUCUAUGACGCAGUACAGCAAGGACCAUUAAGAUUUGCAUCACAGGCACCAUUACCAUUAGGACAAUCUGCUCGAACGCCACAAAGAUCUUCCGGGCCUGGCUUACGUCAAUCUCCUGUGGUUUCUUCUGCUGUCUCCCGACUUUCAUCACCAGCUGCAACUUCAAGAAUAUCUUCAGCUAUGUCUUCUUUAGCGGCUAGUGGUCCAAGGAAUCCCAUUGGGCUCUCUAAAGUACUUGGUAGCAUUUCAUCCCAAAUAAAAUCAAAUAACCCUGGUCUUUCUGAAUGUGAAACUUUCGCUCAGACUCUUUUAGAAAUUGUUUCGGCUUUGAUCCAAAUCCUGAAUUCUUCUAACAUCGGGCAAGUUAACUUGAGUGCAACUGGCCAGUCAGCUGCAGUAGUCAGUCAAGCUGUUUUACAAACUCUUGGUUGAGAAUUUCGGAUGAAUUACUAA
Messenger RNA from Argiope bruennichi, 5280 nucleotides. Its product is annotated as collagen alpha-1(I) chain-like. The record is from RefSeq and is a predicted model, not a curated record. Lineage: Eukaryota; Metazoa; Arthropoda; Arachnida; Araneae; Araneidae. The transcript is spliced from 2 exons. The coding region runs from base 7 to 5259 and encodes 1750 amino acids.